Helianthus annuus (common sunflower) is the source of this 1363-nucleotide messenger RNA. Its product is annotated as FCS-Like Zinc finger 8. Lineage: Eukaryota; Viridiplantae; Streptophyta; Magnoliopsida; Asterales; Asteraceae. The coding region runs from base 379 to 1044 and encodes 221 amino acids. The transcript has 2 exons. The record is from RefSeq and is a predicted model, not a curated record.
ACUCCAAAACCUAUUCAACCAAAACUAGACACCUCUUCUCACUCUCUCUCUAACAUCUCUCUCAUCCUCUCUCUAUACUUUCUCUCUCAUGUUCAUCGUGUCACCAUCUCCAAAGAACACACAUGUUGCUCCAUAAAUCCAACAAAUCAACAUUUUCAUGUAAAUUCACUAAACCAAACCCCCCCAAACAACUAAAUGGGCAGACUAAACCACAAAAAAUCCAACUUUAACUUUGUCACAAACACUUGGGUUCUAAUAAGAAUCACUUCUUGUUUCUCUUGAACAACAACAAUAGUAAUAGCAACCCUUCAUGGAAGUCUCAGAAAAUCUUUCCUUUCUCUUCGUCUCUUUCUAACCCUCAAAGCAGCCCGACCCAUCAUGUCCGACCCAUACCCGACCCGACCCGUUUCAUCCUUCCUCCCUUCACCAAAAUUCUUCAACACCCUAUUCUCCCAAUCAUCACCUACUUCAACCCUCAAUAACCCAUUUGAAAAAACCCCAAAAGACCCGACCCGAAGCCCGGUUGAAAAACUUGACCCGGAAGGCAUAGCUCUAGCACUAAUUGAAACCCGACCCGGUCAACCCACGGGUCAACCCAACACAAUAAGUAGAAAAGUGUUAUUUGCAUCAAAUUUAAAGAUCCAGAUUCCUGAAUUUUGUGGUGAUUAUGGGAUCAAGACACGUAGUCCACAUUUUUCGGGGGGGUCGGUGGGAACCGGGUCCGGGUUCGGGUCGCCACGGAGUUUUGUUGGGCCUUUGUCUUUGAAGGAGAUGGAGAGUUCAGAAGAGUAUACACGAGUUGUUUGUCAUGGGCCGAACCCGAAAACGACCCAUAUAUUUGAUAAUUGUGUUGUGGAGAGUUGUUGUGGGUCGCCCGAAUUGAAGAAGCCUGGUCCGAAACUGAGUUUUUUGAGCUUUUGUCAUACAUGCAACAAGAGUCUUGAAGAGGAUAGUGAUAUCCUUAUUUAUGGGGGUGACAAGGCUUUUUGCAGUGAAGAAUGCAGAUGCCAAGAAAUGAUUUUGGAUGGAUUGAUGAUGAACUAAAUCCUGAAGUGACUAUUUUGCCCCUUGGUUAGUUGGUUUCCGGUGUUAACUUUCUACCGUCUUCAUAAUCAUGAGGACAAGAUGGGAAUUUGGUUAGAGUUUUGUUUGAUUUAGUGUAAUUUUAGCAAAGCUAGCGUGUGGAUGAUUUACUCUGGUGUUUUUAUUUAAUUUACUUUUGUUUAAACUUUCUUUAUAUCAGCUUCCGUUUUACCAUUCCACUAUCCUUGUAAGGAUUUUGUAGAAAAAGAAAAAGAAAAGCUAUGUUGUAAUGAUGUUAUUUUGGACUUAUCUGAUUAAUGAUUGAUGUGAUUUAUAACAA